AUGCUAAUAGCUCAGAGAGCCAGGGGCUCCUGGGAUCGACGGUUCAAGGGCAUUGUUCCGCACUGGUUAAAGCCUGUGGGAUUCAAGGAGGCUAAGGGUCACCAUGCCUUGAAUUUCCUCCACAAGAUAGGCUCUCCUAUAGUGCUCAAUAGGUUCACUGCAAAGCGAUUUGUUCCGCCUAUUCUUCUGGACACAGCAGCUGGUUGGUCCAAUUUUCCUGAGAGUUCAGGUGUUAGUGGGUCAGGCAGGCUGACGGGACCCCACCAACGCGAGGGCCACUCAACUUCAUCGCUCGACACGCAACUCAAACAGGCCUGUCAUGAGAUUUUAAAGUCCAGGAUAACAAUAUGCCCAUGUCAUCUGAGUCAUCUGCACGCUCUUCGAGUGGUAGGGUGCACGAGAGUGAUGUGCGGCCCACAGCCGAACAGGCAUGCAAGGAAUGCCGUCGCAGGAAUCUGUGCCUUGUGCCACAAGUUCAAGCGGCGAUGCAGCUAUGAAAAACAGACAAAGACGCCGCUUACCCGGCGCUACCUUAACGAGGUCGAGAGUGAACUGGUGCGCACCAAGGCGCUGCUUCAGCAGUUCAUGAACAACUCAAAGGAUGGUUCAAACGUGACCUUUGGGGCGCCAGCCGAAGAUAUGGGUCAAGUAUCUUGCGUGGUAGAUGCCGCCGGGUCUCAGCUCCUGAGCCAUCCGGAGUCAAGCGACCGGCGAACAAGGCCUCUGGGACCUCCGGCCAGUCCUGAAGUUCGCUCCGGACACCCAACCAGUCAAAGAGCAACCCAAGAGACCCGCACCGAUCAGCAACUUCAGUAUCGGUCAUCGGUCUCUGAAACCGGACCACAGACACUUUCCUGCCUAUCGCUGGAACCCCCUUCCUCUCCUACUAAUUUUGAGUGGGAUGAAAGAAAUGGGAACUCCAACGGCGAAAGGUUUGUCGAUGGCAUGGCCAGCUUGACGAGUGCACCCCAUGAGGGGGGCUAUCUAGGGGUUGCGUCAGGUGCUGCAUUAUUGCGCGCUACUGAUGCCGGAAUCAGUGGAACAACCGAGGUUUCGGGCUUGGAACAACAGUCCUGCAUCCCAAACGAUCAACCUCCGCGUAUUCCGUUUGCGCUGAGUUCCCUGGGCCAGCUGGAACCAUUUGUGGACGCCUACUUCUCUCUUUUCCAUCGGUCGUACCCGAUCAUACAUGAGGCAACCUUUAGAGCUCAGCUCAUGGAAGUGAUUCCCCGACCAGCUGGCAACGCCUGGCAGGUUUUGUUAUUCAUAGUGUCCGCCAUGGGAAUGUGGACAACGGCAACACAACCGACCGAUGCUGACCUUGGGCUGUUUGAAGCUGCGAAAGCACGGCUUUCUAUCGAUAUGCUAGAAACUGGAAACUUGGUCCUGGUGAGACGACGGGUUUGGCACUGCCUUUACAUCUUUGAUGUCGGUGCAAUUAUUACUUUCUCAAGACCAUUUGAUUUUCCAGACGAUGGAAUCGACGUGGCCCUCCCAAUGAACAUCCAUGAUCCGGAUUUUACACAAGCAACCAAAUCCCUGCCGAUGUCUGCCGAGGAAACAACUGUGUACACUCAUAUGCGUACCCAAGCCGCUUUCCACAUGGCGACUAGUAAGAUUUACUCUAAGAUAAUUUCAUCUCCAUUUCCUUCUGCAUCAGACUUGCUAGAUAUGGAUGAAAAGCUUAUCGGAUGCUGGCUCUGUGACCUGCCUCCAUACUUCCGUGAAUCCGUUGUCCAAGAGCCCAGGCUUAUGGCACGUCCGGGACAAAGCACCACUCAGGACAACCAUGCCCAAGUCGAUGCCACCAUUCAGCGAUGCUUGGACGCAGCCCGCGAGUCUGUGGAGCUUAUAUCCAAUUUCUGGGCACAAGAGCAGCAUAACAUGAUGGCCUGCUGGUACGGAUUAUACUUCUUGUUCCAAGCCAUCCUUAUUCCUGUAAUCUGUCUUCGCAAUGAUCCACAGGGACCGCUGGCGACUGGAUGGCGUGAGCAGAUCCAUCGAGCCAUGAGCACCCUUGAUUCUAUGGCACUACUCAACCCCACUGCAUACAGGUGCCUGUCGGUCAUUCGAAGCCGAUGCGGGACUUAUCUUGACACUUCGACCGAGGGAUGGGGCCACCCGACGGAAGAGUCACCGCAAACACAAUUGGAACAUCUUUACCCAUUAAUGUGGCCAACGCUGGAGAUGGCCCAGCUUGAUGGGAUAGAUUCAGUUUUGUAA
This is a messenger RNA of Aspergillus niger, 2223 nucleotides long. RefSeq lists its product as uncharacterized. Gene Ontology annotation, biological process: DNA-templated transcription; positive regulation of transcription from RNA polymerase II promoter by galactose. Gene Ontology annotation, cellular component: nucleus. The transcript is spliced from 8 exons. Gene Ontology annotation, molecular function: zinc ion binding; DNA-binding transcription factor activity, RNA polymerase II-specific; RNA polymerase II cis-regulatory region sequence-specific DNA binding. The record is from RefSeq and is a predicted model, not a curated record. NCBI's taxonomy places the organism in Eukaryota, Fungi, Ascomycota, Eurotiomycetes, Eurotiales, Aspergillaceae. Bases 1 to 2223 code for a protein of 740 amino acids.